AACCGGGACACCGAGUAGCGGGGAUGUGGCGGCGGCUACCACAUCCCCCGGCCAGCGCGGGGGAGCGGGGCGCGGGAACCGGGUGCGGGAACCCGGGCACCGAGAGGCGGAGGCGCGGCGGCGGCGGCGACCACACCCCCGGCCGGCUGGCCCCGGGGCUCCAGCCCAUCCCCGCGGCUGAGCAGGCUGACGCUCGCCCGAACCGGUCUCCGUCUGUCCUCCGAGCCCCCGCCCUUUUCUUCGAAAGUUCCCGCUGCCUCUCAGCGCCCUGCCCACUGCCCGCGCGUCCUCAUUCCGCUCUCCCAAGAGCCGCGUGCAGCGAAUUGCGUUCAGGCCUCGCUCCGCUGCGAACCUACCGUGUCUCCUCGGGCGCCCGCUCCGACCGCGAGGUGGUUUCCUCCUGGGCUCAGCGGUGAUAUGACUUCUGCACUAUCUCGCAGGGUUGCUCUCCGUUAUGAUGACGGACGUGAAAGAGUUUUGUCAAGUGUUAUGUGGUUUUUAUUCGAACAGCAUUCGUCCAGUCCAGUUCUGCCACUCUAAUCAUAACUAACAUUUUUUGAGGGCUUCCGUGCUAAGGGCUUUACGGGGACUGUCUCCUUUAAGUCUUAUACCCGUCCUUUAGGUAGGAGCUGUUCUAACUCUAUUUUAUAGGCGAGGAAACGUAAGGCCACAACUGGUCAGCAUCUUCGCUUUUAGAUACUCCUGUAUUGUACGCCUUCCCGUGGGUUAGAUACUCUGAAAUACACCAUAUUUUAAGGUUUGUUUUUGUACAUCCCAGGGAGCAGUGAUCACAUUGAAUUCUUUUCUGAGAGACUAAUGUGGAGCCUCCGGAUUUUGAUCGGAGAAAGUUAUCUUGGUUUUCAGACAGUAUUGAAAGACAGAGAAGGGUUCCAUGGGUUCAUUUUCUGUCCUGUCUUAAGGAGUGAACUUUCCCCUCUCAUCUCUGUUCAUUUCGGAGCUGGUGCACGUCAGUUUCAGGUUGUUUCCGCAAUAUCAGUGAAAGCAGAGCCUUUCACCUGUGGCCACGUGGCACUCAGCAUUGCAGGGGGCUGUUCCAGUUGUUAACCGGGUGCAAGGCAGUAAUUGACGGGGUGCAGCACAGGUGUGUCAUGAAUUCCGUGGACCUCAGUGGCUUUAGUUAUGAAGGGAGGAAGUUGCAUGAUCUUUGGGUUCCUCCCCAGACUGAGCUGUUCUGUUCAUCUGUGGAGUCUGCUAGCCAGGGCAUGUCACAGGGAACAGGACAGGCAAGGGCUUUGCCCCAUGAGCUGCUCUCCUUUGAGGGCUUGGUGACUUGUAGGCUGAGGGGGGCAUGUGAAGGCUGGAGAUGAAGUAGCAGACUGCUUUAUAGUUAAAAGAUGUGCCCUUUCAACUAUAGUCAGCACUCCUCAAGGGGAAGCUUAUGUUCUGGAAGUUUCUAUGAGUUAUUUUUUCAUUCAGUGAGCUUCCUACAUGGUUCCUGCCACACAAGACAACAAAUGUGUCGGUAGCAUGUUAGGCGGUUAUAUGAGGUAUGAAGGAAGAGGAAGCAGAACAAAGGAAGUAGGGAACGAAGAGAAGGGGUGGAGGAGGGUAAAUGUCACGUUAUCUUAGGCGGGGUAAUCGACUUCUGAAGGAAGUGAGGAUUGAGCUGCGGGCAGAUUCACAGGCGCCUGGUGGGGCUGUACCUGUGUGCCAGGGUCACCUGAUUUGUGAUCUUACAAAGAAAGGACCGUGGUACUUUGCUUGUUAAAGGGAGACUUGCUGUGCACAGCUUCACGUGUUGGCUUUGCAUAUCCAAACACCAGGAAUGGGUGGUAGACCCCUGGCUUUGAGAGCUGCAUCUGACCUAAUGUGGUCCCCUAACCAAAUCAGAAAAAGACUAAAUUAUAAAUUAAAAUAAAGGAAUUGGAUAUUUUCUCAAGUUUUGGAGGCCUGAAGAUCAUACUUUGUCCUUCUAGGGCUGGAGGCCGCCUGACAGCGAGACUGGGCGCCAGAAUCCUCGUCACACACCUCCAGCUCCCAGUGACCUUACCUCAGGCGCUCACCAGCCUCUCUGAACUUCUGCGUUCCCACCCCGCAGGGGGAUGGCAGCACCUGCUUCCUCAGGGUGGGCACUGAAGAGCGGAGGAGGUGACCGAAGCGCCUGGCACCCAACCAGGGCCCAGGACCACCACCUUCUCUGCGCCUUUGCCUGGACUUCCCCUCACAGUGACAGCCUUUGUGACAUCAGUGCCUCCUGGGAAUCCGCUUUCAGCAGUUGGCUCUGUGGAAGAGACAGACGUCAGUUUCCCAGUGGCUGUGUUCAAAACCACCCAAAGGUGGACCGGCUGGAAGUCGUGAACAAACAGUUUGUGGGUGUUAUUACUGCCCCUGGGACAUCGUCUGAGAAGUUUGUGUGGUUCAACAUCGGCAGCGUGCACACCUUCGAGCGCAACCUGGAGACCAUCCACUGGGAACUGGGCAUCGAGCUCCCGGAGCAGACGGCCGUGGUCUACACCACCGAGAGCGAUGGGUCUUUCUUGCGAAGCCUGGUGCCCACCUUUCUCCUGAUCGGAAUCCUCCUCUAUGUCGCAAGGAGGGGCCCGAUGGGGGCUGGGCAUGGCAGGAGAGGAGGGGGCCUCUUUACCGUUGGCGAGACCACAGCCAAGAUCAUGAAGAACAACGUCGGCGUGCGCUUUGCAGACGUGGCUGGUUGCGAAGAAGCCAAGUUGGAGAUCAUGGAGUUUGUGAAUUUCCUGAAGAAUCCCAAGCAGUAUCAGGACCUCGGGGCCAAAAUUCCAAACGGAGCCAUGCUCACUGGUCCUCCUGGUACCGGCAAAACGCUUCUCGCCAAGGCGACUGCAGGGGAGGCCAGCGUGCCCUUCAUCACCGUGAACGGGUCCGAGUUCCUGGGAAUGUUUGUUGGCGUCGGUCCAGCUCGGACCCUGCGUGGACUCCUGUUUCACGUCCGUGACGUGUAUGCAAUGGCCUGAAUAAAUGCUCCCUGUGUCUUGUUCGUUGAGGAGAUUGACGCGAUGGGCAGGAAUUGCGGCCGUGGGCACUUUGGGGGCCAGAGCGAGCAGGAGACCCUGAACCAGCUGCUCGUGGAGCUAGACGGGUUCAGCUCUACCACGAGCGUCAUGGUGCUGGCGGGCACCCACCGCCCCGACAUCCUUGACCUGGCCCUGACGCGGCCCGGCCGGUUUGACCGUCAGAUUUGCAUUGGCCCCCCUGACAUCAAAGGCAGGUCGUCCAUCUUCAGGGUCCACCUGCGUCCACUCAAGUUGGACGAGAGCCUCAGUGAGGACGCCCUGGCGAGGAAGCUUGCGGCCCUCACUCCAGGCUUCACAGGUGCUGAUAUUUCUAAUGUUUGCAACGAAGCGGCCCUGAUCGCCACCCGCCACCUGAGUCCUUUUGUCCAGGAGAAGCGCUUGGAGCAGGCGGUUGAGAGGGUCGUCGGAGGUCUCGAGAAGAAGACGCAGGUCCUACAGCCCAGCGAGAAGACGACGGUGGCCUACCGUGAGGCUGGCCAUGCGGUGGUGGGCUGGUUCCUGGAGCACGCAGACCCCCUGCUCAAGGUGUCCAUCAUCCCCCGGGGCAAGGGGCUCGGGUAUGCCCAGUGCCUGCCCAGGGAGCAGUACCUGUACACGCGGGAGCAGCUCUUCGACCGCAUGUGCGCCAUGCUGGGUGGCUGGGUGGCCGAGCAGCUGUUCUUCGGGCAGAUCACCACGGGGGCCCAGGACGACCUGAGGAAGGUCACCCAGAGUGCCUACGCCCAGAUUGUGCAGUUCGAGAUGAGCGAGAAGCUGGGCCAGGUGUCCUUCGACCUCCCCUGGCCUGGCAAGGCACUGGUGGAGAAGCCGUACAGCGAGGCCACGGCCCAGCUCAUCGACCAGGAGGCUCGGCGGCUGGUCAGCUCUGCGCACACGCACACCCUGGACCUGUUGACGCGCUCCCGGGAGCGGGUGGACGAGGUGGGCAGGCGGCUGCUGGGGAAGGAGGUGCUGGAGCGUGCCGCCAUGGUGGAGCUGCUUGGGCCCCGACCCUUGGCGGAGAAGACCGCCUACGAGGAGCUCGUGGAGGGCACCGGUGGCCUGGAGGACACGUCCCUUCCCCAGGGGCUGAAGGGCCGGUGCUGGGGGCCGGAGGAGGGCGGCACGGAGUGCCCCCUGCAGGAGAGCCCAGCCUAGCGCCCCUGCCUGGAGAGCAGCCUCCGGAAUCUCCAGAGAGCAAAUUAAAACGCGUGAUAAUCACAAAGGGGUGUUUUCAGGUCAGGGUCCUCUGAGCCCACGGGGAUUCCAGCUCCCAGAACGCGCCCUUCCACCGAGGCGGGGGCUGGGACCCUGUUCCCGAGUCAGAGGGGAGGGCAGUGGCCGAAACGCACCUGCCCCCUGGGGGCCUGCGUGUAGGACCCCCCGGGCCUCCCCCGAGGUGGGUGGUGGGCUCAUCUGCCGGGGAGAGCUGCCCAGCGCGGGGACAUCGGUGCUGGUCACCUCACCUGCCCUGGGGAGAGACGGGGCGGGGGCUUUUGGCCCAGUUCAGAAAUCCUCCAGGUCUGGUGAGGUUCGGAAUUGAGGAAAGGAGGACACUAGCCAGGCGCCCAGCACGCAGCUGUCAGGGUGCUGGAAGACCAGUCAGUCCUUACGGAGGGGCCUCGCCACUUCCACACGCGGGUGUCUGUGGGGGCUGAGCCUGAGGGCUGCCCCAGCGGAGCCACCCCUGUUCUCAGGGUCGGGGCCUUGCCAACCCUGCGUCUCCGGGAAGCUGUGUUCCUCGUGGCCCGUGUUGUUAGGGUCCAGGAGAGGGGGCUCUGGGUUGCUCCACGUGGUAGGACAGCCACCGGGGGCCGUAGCUAAGCUCUAGGGCUGAGCCUUCCAUUCCCCGGUUGGUCCUGGAGCGAGACCAGGGCCCAGCCCCGGGGAGUCGGGGUUAGUGGCAAUGGCCCCGCGGGUCCCCAGAACACGGCCAGCGCGUCAGAGUCGUCAGAAUUGUGACAGUAGCAGCAGCUGCUGCCUUGCGGUGGGUGAUGCGGGCUGACUGCGGGAGCAGGGGCACCGCCCCACGUGCCCGCCGCUGCUGUCCCAGCCAUGGCCACACGCUGGGCCUCAGGGAUGAAAUUUGCCGAAUCGUGUGCUAUGUUUGCCUCAAAAAUAGAGUGUCCAGCUUGGGACAAACACUUUCAA
Globicephala melas (long-finned pilot whale) is the source of this 5141-nucleotide messenger RNA. RefSeq names its product mitochondrial inner membrane m-AAA protease component AFG3L1-like. Gene Ontology annotation, molecular function: ATP binding; metalloendopeptidase activity; ATP hydrolysis activity. Gene Ontology annotation, cellular component: membrane; m-AAA complex. Gene Ontology annotation, biological process: mitochondrial protein processing. The record is from RefSeq and is a predicted model, not a curated record. NCBI's taxonomy places the organism in Eukaryota, Metazoa, Chordata, Mammalia, Artiodactyla, Delphinidae.